This is a messenger RNA of Strongyloides ratti, 2091 nucleotides long. RefSeq lists its product as hypothetical. The transcript has 2 exons. Bases 1 to 2091 code for a protein of 696 amino acids. The record is from RefSeq and is a predicted model, not a curated record. Lineage: Eukaryota; Metazoa; Nematoda; Chromadorea; Rhabditida; Strongyloididae.
AUGAUGGAAAGUAAUAUUCAAGGGAGAAUUGCUAGUAUGGAUUGUAAGGGUAUUUCAAAUCAUGUUCAAGAAAGAAUAAUUUUUUUAGAAAAUAAAAUUAGAGAAUCUAUCUAUAAAACAAAGACAAAAGUACUAGCUAAUAAAACAGGUUUGCUAAAAAAUGAAGUAAGAGAUCUUUUAUCUAGUAUGACUUCAAAAAAAGCAAUAAAAAAAAGGAAUGAUAUUACUGAGGAGAAGGUUAAUUCAUUAAGUGAGGCGGUUAGUCGAAUAGUUUGUAAAGAACAUGAACAGUUAACUGAAGUAAAAUUAAAACUAGAUAAUUUGAAUGAUGUUUCAAGUUCUAACUAUCAAAUCAUUCGUGAGGCACAUGAAUCAUUUCGGGGAAGAGAUAAUUACUCAAAUAUUAUUUUUAAUAAUCCAUCAGAAAAAAUAAAAGAAUAUUUAAAAAAAAGUGAAUGUUUAGAGAAUGAUAUUAAAAUCAUUUCUGAAAAUUCUGGAGGUAACUAUGAAGAGAUGUUAUCCUCUUUAGAAAUCAGGGAGAAAUGUUUGAAUGAACAAUUAUCUAGAUUAGAUAAUUUAUUAAUGUAUGAUGAAGAAUACAUUAAUAAAAGAACUAAAGAUAUAAUAGAAUUAAAAGAGAAAAGAAAAUUAGAAAGAGAAAAUAUUAAAAAAGAGAUGGUAAUGCUAGAAAGUAAAAUUAAAGAAGCCUUGAGUUUUAAUAAUAACCAAACACAUAAAAUUAUAAAGUUAGGGCAGUUUUAUAAAACUAAAGAACAUACAAAUUUAAAAAGUGAUAAGAAGGACGAUCUGAAAAUAACACUUCAAAAUAUGUUAGAUAAGCUAAAGUCUGGAUCGGAGAUUUGUUCUUUUUCGGAGAUGACUACUAUUCCAGAAAGUAUCAGUUCGAAACUCUUGGAACUAGAUCUAAUUUUAAAAGAGAAGGAUGAAAUUAAGUUUGAUACAUCGGUUUUAACAAAACAAAUAGAUAAACAAACUAAAGAUAUAAGUUUGCUAGAAGAAAGGUUAAAAAAUUUUCAGUUUGAAAAAUCCAAGAGAAUAAAGAAUAAAAUAGAUAGUGAGGAAAAAAAAUUAAAAAGAUUGAACGAGACUUUAUUAGAAAUAGAAAAUGUUGUAAAGGCAAAUAAAGUUUUAAAGGAUAAAUUAAACAUACAUUCUGGUGUGGAAGAAGAAUAUGAAAAACUUAAAGAAGCACAGAAAAAAAUAAUUUAUGAAAAGUCUAAACGAAAUUCUUCUAUUGACAAACCCUGUCUCAGGCAAUUGGAUAUUGACAAUGAAUCUGAAUCAUCUUUUAGUUCUGACAAAGAAAGUACUACAAGGACUAGAAAUAAUAAUAAAAAAACAUCUCGAAAUCGUAAAACAAAAAGUCGGUUUUUCUGUAGGGGACCUCUGUCAUCUGAAUUAUGUUCAGAAACCAUUGAAUCUCAGUUUAAAGAAUUGAAACCUUCCAAAGUACUUAAGAAUGUAGAUUAUAAAAAGAAGAAAUUAAAUAAUGGAAAAAAUUUUUUAGAAAAUGAAUUAUGCAAUCAGACUAGUCAACUAGAAGUAGGCAGAGAAGAUAAAGGUGAAACGUAUUGUUUAGAAGCCAAUGAACCUACUCUUAUUGAAGAAUCCCUAAUAAAUGUAAAUUCAAUAAAUGAAAAAAUUUCUAAAAAUACUAAUAGACAAAGAUUAAGGCCAAAACGGCCUAAUAAUGAAAGUCAUGUAUUUGGUACACCAGCAAAAUUAAGAACCUUAGAAAACAGAAGUAAAAGAAAUAAAAUUUCUCUGGGGAAUAAUCGAUUUAAAGAAAACAAUUCUUCAACUAAAUCAAUUGAUACAGGUCCUGAAGAAUAUAAUGUGUUUGUUAACAAUAUUAAUAAAAAACCACAAAUAUCAUCUUCUUCUAAACUUGAAAAUUUUAGUUCUAAUAUGAAUGAAAAAUUAACUACAGAGAUAUCUACACCAAUGGUUAAGCUUAAUGAUUCUAAAGCAAAACAAAUUAACCAAUGGAAUUUUAGUCAAAAAUCAAAUGUGUUAAUGUUUAACUUAGAUGAUGACGGUUCUACUGAUAGUUCUUUGGAUGAUUUAUAA